AUGAAACCAGUUAUAGAUCAAAAUGGAAAGGAAAAAAAUGAUGUGGUAGUUCUAAACGAUUGUAUUAAAUAUAAUCAUAAUAGCUCAUACAUUAGAAUACAAAAAGUCAUGGAUGAUAUGCCAGAAUAUAAAAUAUCUUUUUUUAGAGACUCGGGGUGUUCUAGUUUAAGAGAAUAUUACAAUUUUACAUGCCCAGAGCAUGGUAAAAAAGGAAUUAUUAGUCCCAUAAUGGAUGUAUAUUGUUUUAAUAGUUCCUAUCUACCUUUUAGUUAUUUUACAGUUACAGUCCAAAAUACGACCUGCCCCACAUUUAAUAUUAGUUUAAAUAGCAAUAUUACAUCAUCUUGUCCUAAUUAUCAAUAUUUUAGAGCAACCCCGGUGGAGCCAUUUUUUAAUUAUUUUACCAUAACUUAUUUCCAUAAUAAUAAAAAAAAUUAUUUAUCUUUUAUGUGUACAAGACAAGGGGUUUCUGUUUUUUCUAUCGGGCAAGAAAAUAUUAUGAAUAUAAUUUGUGGUUUUACUGAAAUUGUAUUAGAAACAGAAGAGCCAAUACCUCUGGAUUCAAGGUCAUCAAAAUUAACAAAUGAAAAAAUAAUUUUAACAUUGGUUUUAAUACUAUCAAUUUUUACAUUUAUACCAAUGUGA
Molecule: messenger RNA, 645 nt
Organism: Dictyostelium purpureum
Lineage: Eukaryota; Evosea; Eumycetozoa; Dictyosteliales; Dictyosteliaceae
Exons: 2
Coding region: 1-645 (214 amino acids)
Source: RefSeq, a predicted model, not a curated record